ACAAAAGUUAAUUAUUAGAACCAUUAAAGUGCAAUUUUGUCUUCAACUUUGUCUUUUGCCCUCCAAAAUAAAACACCUACAGUAUAAAUCUGUUUUCUAUGGAGGGGUAUUCAUAAGCAAAAUUAACCACAUUGUCAACAUGGCCAGCACAAUACUAGUUAGUCUAAUCUCAAUAGUCUUGUUUUGCAUUACAGUAGCACAAGGAAGAAAAACACUUCACACAACCAAUGAAAUUUCAGCAUCCUCUCUAGUUACCGAUGAUGAUAUAUGCAAGAGUAUGGUAGAGACACAAGGGUACACAUGUGAAGAACAUAAGGUUACAACAGAGGAUGGCUACAUCUUAAGCUUGUUGAGAUUGUCGGCAGGGCGGUCCAGCGAGAAAGCAAACAAGCCACCCGUGCUAAUACAACAUGGUCUCUUUUGUGAUGCUAUAAUAUGGUUGUUCAAUACUCCAGAAGAAUCAUUAGGAUUUAUCUUAGCAGAUAGUGGAUUUGAUGUGUGGCUUGUCAAUGGUCGCGGCACAAAAUAUAGCACCACGCACACUUCACUGAGUCCUACUGACACGGCUUAUUGGAAUUGGUCAUGGGAUGAAUUGGCUAAUUAUGAUCUUCCUGCUUCAGUCCAGUAUGUGUACAACCAUACUGGUCAAAAAAUGCACUACGUAGGUCAUUCUCAGGGAACUUUAAUGGCAUUUGCUGCUUUAUCUCAAGGAAAUCUUGUGAAUAUGUUGCGAUCAACUGCAUUACUUAGUCCAAUUGCUCAUAUGAAUCUAAUUCCUUCAAAAUUUACAAAGCUUGCUGCUGACCUAUUUUUAGCUGAUGAUGCAUAUUGGUUAGGCCUCCGUGAAUUCCUUCCUAAUGUGGAUGUUGGAUCAAAGUUUCUGGAUGGCAUCUGCAAGACUCUAAACCUGAACUGCGCAAACCUAAUGUCAUUUUUCACAGGUCCAAAUUGCUGCAUAAAUGCUUCUAGGAUAGAUAUCUAUCUUGAUCAUGAACCACAACCAACAUCAACAAAGAACUUGAUCCAUUUUUCUCAAAUGAUCAGAACAGGAAAAAUAGCAAAGUAUGAUUAUGUUGAUCAAGCACAAAAUGUACAACACUAUGGUCAACGAGUUCCUCCAACUUACGACCUGACCAAAAUCCCGAAUGAUUUCCCACUUUUUCUCGGAUAUGGAGGGCAAGAUAUGCUAUCUGAUGUACAAGAUGUGAAGGUUUUGCUCAAUGACCUCCAAGAUCAUGAUGCUAACAAGCUCGUGGCAGCGUUCAAUCAAGAUUAUGCACAUGCUGAUUUUGUUAUGGCCGUCAGUGCUAAACAAGUGGUUUAUGAUCCCAUGAUAGCUUUUUUCAACGCUCAUUAAUUUUACAAUGAUUAUUGUGCUUCGAAAAGAGUUAGAUUUCUGUUAACAUUCAAAUGAAAAAAAUAUAGUGUAUGUUAGAUUCUUCUCUAUAUUUGAUUCCAAAA
Molecule: messenger RNA, 1461 nt
Organism: Medicago truncatula (barrel medic)
Lineage: Eukaryota; Viridiplantae; Streptophyta; Magnoliopsida; Fabales; Fabaceae
Product: triacylglycerol lipase 2
Exons: 9
Coding region: 140-1357 (405 amino acids)
Biological process (GO): lipid metabolic process
Molecular function (GO): hydrolase activity, acting on ester bonds
Source: RefSeq, a predicted model, not a curated record